Messenger RNA from Aspergillus wentii DTO 134E9, 3267 nucleotides. It is a transcript of the gene ams1, whose product is annotated as alpha-mannosidase. NCBI's taxonomy places the organism in Eukaryota, Fungi, Ascomycota, Eurotiomycetes, Eurotiales, Aspergillaceae. Gene Ontology annotation, molecular function: carbohydrate binding; alpha-mannosidase activity. Gene Ontology annotation, biological process: mannose metabolic process; oligosaccharide catabolic process. The transcript has 4 exons. Gene Ontology annotation, cellular component: fungal-type vacuole membrane. The record is from RefSeq and is a predicted model, not a curated record. Bases 1 to 3267 code for a protein of 1088 amino acids.
AUGGGUGGAGACGCUCCAUCGCGAGCUCCAAGCUCCCUUCCCCGGGUGCCUGAACGUCCCGUCGGUCAACGCAUCAAGAGCAUCUACACCGACCGUUUGAAGCAAUUUACCGCCACCGGUCAAUAUGAGGGCCAGAAUCUUGUCUCCAGGUACUUUGAAGCCAUCAAUUCCGACGAAAACCACGUCAAACUCUCCGUCUACUCAGUCCCCGAUCUGCAACGGCCCAGCUUCAAAGAAGCAACCUCCCAUGACUUCAAACCCACCCAUAUCGGGGCCGAGUUCGGCCCGAGCUGGUCCACGCAUUGGUUCCGCAUCCGCCUCACUGUCCCACAGGACAUGCUGCAGAAGGAGCGGCUGGAGUUCCACUGGGAUGCUAACAAUGAGGGUCUGAUUUGGACAGAGAAUGGGCAUCCGCUUCAGGGCUUGACGGGCGGCGGCGAGCGUGUCGAGUGGAUCAUCCCCGAUGCCUGGCGUGAUGGGAAGGAGCAUACUUUCUACAUUGAGAUGGCGUGUAAUGGGAUGUUUGGGAAUGCGCCGGGGGGUGAUUCCAUUCAGCCGCCGUCGCCGGACAAGUACUUUACUUUGCAGACAGCGCGGAUCACGGCUGUCAAUCUUGAGGCGCGGGCGUUGUUUUAUGACUUUUGGAUUAUUGGUGAUGCGGCUAGGGAAUUCCCGGCAGACUCAUGGGAGUCGCAUGAGGCGAAUAUGGUGGGUAAUGCCAUCAUUGAUGCUUUCAUUGCCGGUAAUGGGAGUCAAGAGUCGAUCAAGGAAGGUCGCAAGAUUGCCAGGAAGUAUCUAGGAUCCAAUGUCGACUCUGCCAAGGUCUAUGACUCUGAUACCAAAGCUAUUGUGUAUGCCAUUGGGCACUGUCACAUUGAUACCUGCUGGUUGUGGCCGUGGGCAGAGACGAAGCGCAAGGUUGCCCGGUCAUGGUCAAACCAGUGUGAUUUGAUGGACCGGUAUCCGGAGCACCGAUUUACGUGCUCUCAAGCGCAACAGUUCAAGUGGCUAGAACAAUACUACCCCUCUGUCUUUGACCGUGUGAAAUCAUGGGUGAAGAAAGGCCAUUUCCAGCCUGUCGGUGGCAGCUGGGUCGAGCAUGACACCAACAUGCCUAGUGGAGAAUCUCUGGUGAGACAGUUCCUCUAUGGUCAGCGGUUCUUUGAAAGCCGUUUUGGGGAGCGAUGCAGUACAUUCUGGCUUCCAGAUACUUUCGGCUACUCGACUCAGAUCCCGCAGAUCUGUCGUCUAGCUGGAAUGAGUCGUUUCUUCACACAGAAACUCAGCUGGAACAAUAUCAAUAACUUCCCACACACGACCUUCCAGUGGGUUGCUUUGGAUGGCAGCCAGGUGAUGUGCCACAUGACCCCAGCCGAAACAUACACGGCUAGUGCACACUUUGGGGAUGUGAAACGCAGUAUCACUCAGCACAAAUCUAUGGAUCAGGAUAAUACGUCGCUGCUUGUCUUCGGUAAGGGAGAUGGUGGUGGUGGUCCUACCUUUGAGCAUUUGGAGAAAUUGCGCCGGUGCCGUGGUCUCAGUGACCAAACCGGUUUACUCCCACGUGUGAAGAUGGGAGUAUCUGUCGAAGACUUCUUUGAUCAGCUUGAGAAGAAGGCCGCAGAAGGCACCAAGUUUGUCACCUGGUAUGGUGAGCUCUAUUUCGAGUUGCACCGUGGUACCUAUACCACCCAGGCGAAUAACAAACGCAACAAUCGCAAGUCGGAGUUCGUCCUUCGGGACCUUGAGUAUCUGGCAACUCUUGCCUCCUUGACUGAUUCCAGUGGUAAAUAUCAGUAUCCCAAGAAGGAUAUCGAUGAGAUGUGGGAGAAUACACUUCUGUGUCAAUUCCAUGAUUGCUUACCGGGGAGCUGCAUUGAGAUGUGCUACGAUGAUUCGGAUAAGCUGUAUGCCCAUGUCUUCGAGAUCGGAAAGAAGGCUAGGGAGGAAGUCCUAAAGACACUUGGAUUCUCGGAUAAGAGUACCGGCAAGGGACUGGUGGCCAUCAACACCUUGCCGUGGCACCGCUCUGAGAUUGUUAAGGUCCCUGCUGCACUUACAACUUCCAAGGGGCCGAAAUAUGCCCUAGUCAGCGGCGAUACUGGAUUUAUUCAGCCCCAGUCCGUGGACUCCAAGAAGACCCCUGCCGUGACUGUAUCGGAGAUCAAGCCAGGUGUAUUCCGUCUGGAAAAUGGUAAACUGAGAGUCGACGUCCAGCACGGUGUGAUUCUAUCUUUGUUUGAUGUCGAAGCAGACCGUGAGAUUGUUUCCAAGGGUGGAAAGGCUGGACAGCUCGUUAUCUUCGACGACAAGCCUCUCUACUGGCAAGCCUGGGAUGUAGAGGUUUUCCAUCUCGAAUCCAGAAAGGAGCUCUCCUCUGGUAAAACUACUAUUGCCGAGGAGGACCCGCAGCGCGUGAGUGUCGUUACCGAGACCAAGAUCAGCGAUAAGAGCUGGGUCAAAACGACUCUCAGUCUUGCUGCUGCGGCUGAUGGCCAACCCUCCUACGUAGAGAUGGAGAGUGAGGUUGAGUGGAAGGAGACGAUGAAAUUCCUCAAGGUCGAGUUCCCAGUAGAUAUCACGAACACGGAGGCAUCUUAUGAGACUCAGUAUGGAAUCAUCAGACGCCCGACCCACUACAACACAAGCUGGGACAUGGCCAAAUUCGAAGUCUGCUGCCACAAAUGGGCCGACCUCUCAGAAUACGGUUAUGGAGUGUCCAUCCUCAACGAUUCCAAGUACGGCUUCGCAACCUGCGGCAGCCUGAUGCGCCUUUCUCUCCUCCGCGCCCCGAAAGCACCAGAUGCACACGCCGAUAUGGGCCGUCACCACAUCCGCUACGCAAUUCUCCCUCACGCUGGACCCUUGGACGCGCGUACCGUCCGCGCAGGGUACAACUUCAACAGCCCACUCGUCCUCCAGCCUGCAUCAGGCAAGGAGGUCAGCAGUGUAUUCGAGUCUGUUUCUGUCACGGGCAAUCCAUCUCUCGUCUUGGAUGCCAUCAAGCGUGGUGAGGACGAUGAGGAUGUGUCGCGAGGUGAAUUACCCUCACGCCCAGGGAAGAGUGUCAUCUUGCGGAUUUACGAGUCGCUAGGUGGAAAGAGCCGUGGCACUAUUCGUAGCAAGUUCCCCGUGAAGAAUGUGUGGAAGUGUAAUGUUCUCGAGGAUAAUGAGGAGGAGCUUGCGGUUUCCAAGGAGACGGGAAGUGUCAGCGUUGACAUUGAGCUGAGGCCUUUUGAAGUUGCGACGUUCAGAUUGCAAUUGUAG